AUGUUUCAUCCGAAGCAACCUGUUCCUCAGACUAUGAACCUAACUCAACCGGAGACGAUUCCGACGAUUCUGAUGUGUACAUCCGCCGCCGACUGGUCGAAAUCAAUGCGAAAUUUGCACAAGAACCGCUGCCAUCGGAAACNCGCUCCGUCUCCGGAAUUUUCUGGUCCGGAACAGUCAGAUGAGGCAUCAGCAGCACAAUGGCCAGACUCGUGGACAGAACUAGUGGAAGGUAUCGAACAAGAUCAACCACACACCGUGGAACAGCCAAUUGUACUGGAUGCUUCAUCUGACCUGCACAAAGUCCAAGUGAAUAUUCCAUCCGUUCAGAUCGAUGAUAACACGGGAUCAUCGGAAAUCAUGGAAGAGAAGUUGUUAGGGCCUAAUGAAUCACAACCAGAUGAAGUCACUGAUUCAAAAAAGGAGAAUAAAAAAGGAAAUGUCAAAGGGACCGGCAAACGUACGGGAAAAUCUUCACUCAAUUCGGAAUCAACACUUCCUAUUGUGCUGCGUUCACGGCCAAAAACAGCCUGGCAACCGUCUACUGGGGAUGAAAAGUCCACACUGGAUGAAGCUUCGAAGCUAAAUGCGGUAAAAGCCUUGGAUCAGGAAUUACGACAGAAGCAGUGGUCGGCUUGGUUGAAGGCGAAAACGCAACAGAUUCGUCAAGAGCGUGAACUCAAACAGCAUCAAGAAGCGGAACGAACUUACUUCACGGUCACACAUUCGAAGAAAGAAUGUGAAAAGGCGUUUCAGGAAUGGCUGCGGCGCAAAGCGAUGGAACAACAACAACGACUUCGGGAAGCUCGCCAACGAUUAAGAAUAACGCGCCAGGUGAUGCGACGUUGCCGAACAACACAACACAUGAUCCACACAAUAGAUCAAGCCAAAAUUUAUCGAUUGAUCUAG
This is a messenger RNA of Echinostoma caproni, 909 nucleotides long. NCBI's taxonomy places the organism in Eukaryota, Metazoa, Platyhelminthes, Trematoda, Plagiorchiida, Echinostomatidae. The record is from the annotation of a GenBank genome assembly.